Messenger RNA from Lizanozyma spartinae, 411 nucleotides. It is a transcript of the gene MRPS16, whose product is annotated as mitochondrial 37S ribosomal protein bS16m. Gene Ontology annotation, cellular component: ribosome; mitochondrial small ribosomal subunit. The transcript has a single exon. Bases 1 to 411 code for a protein of 136 amino acids. The record is from RefSeq and is a predicted model, not a curated record. Gene Ontology annotation, biological process: mitochondrial translation. Lineage: Eukaryota; Fungi; Ascomycota; Pichiomycetes; Serinales; Debaryomycetaceae. Gene Ontology annotation, molecular function: structural constituent of ribosome.
AUGUCGUCGGCAAUAACUAAGGCACCCAUAAGAAUAAGACUAGCUCGUUUUGGGAGAAAAAACCAACCCUUAUAUAACAUUGUGGUAGCCAAUAGAAAGGCUGCAAGAGAUAAGUUGCCAAUUGAAGUAUUGGGAACCUAUGAUCCUGUUCCAAUUCCAUUGAGCCCUGAAGAAAAGGCUAAAGGAGUCAAGCCUUAUAAGCAUAUUGAGUUGGACUUCGAUAGAGCACAAUAUUGGCUUGGUGUUGGUGCAGAAGUGAGUGAAAGAGUUGGAUUCUUAUUCAAGAAGGCUGGAUUGUUACCUGAAUUCUGGCCUCAACCUUCAAGUCUCUCACAGCAUGUAUCUAAACCAUUAGUAUCUGGUCCUAAGACCGUUUUAGAAGAGGAGCAAGAGCUUAUCAGAAAGAGAUAG